UGGGAAUCCUUGAGAACGCCACCAGCUUUGUCUCUCCAUGACGAGCUGACAAUGUCGCGCAAGCAGAGCCCGUUUCCCAAGAAACCUCUCGCCAUCAAGCGCGCCGAUGGCGAGCCUCUGACACGCGUCGACCUCCAAUACGAUUUCCUCUUCCAUAUCUUCAACGAUGACCAGCGUGUCUUCACGGAUCCCUAUUCCUCUGCUUUCGGAGGUCCUCCUGGCUGCAAGGUCUCCUUUCGUGACCUCUAUGUAAAUGCUAUCAUGCAUUCGACCAAGGCUACCAAGGCCCUCAAAGACUCCAUGUCGGCUUCCGCCAUCUUCGCCACCGACUUCGCAAUGCUGGCUUUGUUGGCAAACGUAGGCCGGGUGAAUACCACGAUGAGCUUCUUCGCCGAGAAGAAAACGGCAGUGCGAACAUACCACCCGAUCCCUGCUCUCCAAAGAGCCGACGGUAAUCUCCAAGAUGCGCCCCGAAUCAAAGGUCUACUCAAGGCCUGUACGGUACCAGAUGAGGAUCCAAAGUCUAUUCCGACAACUCCCGGUGAUAUUCUUGCCCGUGCAACAACCGGAAAGGUACCGCCUACUAGCAUCGCCACUAUCAUUUUCAUUCUUUCCAAUUACUCUCCUGCGAUCGGUCAAGAGCAUUUCUUAAAUGAGCUUGAAUUUAUCGACCUCUUUCUUCCUGUUGAAGUGUCUAGUGCCUCUCGCGCCCGCGCUUUUCUAUGGCUCUGCUUUCAUUUUCACGAAGCGACAUCUGCUGUCAAUGAAGACGACUACGACACCGAGGUGCUUAGUGUCAAUCCAUUCUGUGACAGUCAUCGGCCAGGAAAGGCGCCUGCCUUUAUCAUGAUAACCCGUGCCGAGGCUGAGAAGGAAAACGUGGACACGGAGGAAGAGAUAGCUCGUGCCGAAAAGUCCGUUAGUCAUAGAAACGACAUCAUCAAUAAGGCCGUUAAAGACGCCUCCACUACGUCCACUUCUAAGGCCGUCCAUAACGACGAGGGCAAUGUUCCAGAAGUCAAACCCAAAGGCAAGCGCAACACCGGCGUUCCCAUGACGCUCAAGGAGAAGAAGGAAAGGAAAGCGCUUUGGGACAAACAGUAUCGUGAGCGAGUCAAGAAUAAAGCGAUGCUGGAGAAAAACAAGGAAAUUAAGCGAAAGGAAAGUAAGCAGGUUCAGCCCAAGCUAGACUUGCCCGCCGAUGUUGCCGAAUUUGGUUCAUUUUCCCGAGGCCGUGAAUCGUCGUUAUACGCAGCUCCCGGGUAUCGGCGCUCUAGUCCCGAUGUCCCUUCAGUGUAUCAGCAUCGAUAUGCGCCAUAUAGGUUCGGGGCCGUAGGAGACUCUACAUGGUCUUCUCGCCACGUAUCGCACUCGAAAGGCGUCGGAAGUUCCCACAAAUCAAUGCUCGAACACGCCUGGCAUGUUAUCAAUUGCACGGAUCCUCUUCUGGAUUCUGAUGAUGAGGCGGACGACCAUGUACACCGUGAUUAUUGUCAGUCCCACCACCCUGCUAAGGAGGAUUGCGCACCUUAUCCAUUUUCAGCUAAACGACUGCGAAUCAUCGCACGCGUCCGCGGUAAAGACCCUACGCCAGAGCCAGAGCCAUAUUCCGUCGCUCCUCAGCCGCAUGCAUCCACUUGAGUACGUUGUUCACUGCUUCAUACUGUAAUAUUAGUAGUACCACCCCCUUCCCCCUGUUUAUUCCUUAAUGUUAUCCAAGUAAAUACUUUCGUCUUCCUAACUAUUUAGUCU
This is a messenger RNA of Desarmillaria tabescens, 1752 nucleotides long. RefSeq lists its product as uncharacterized. Bases 52 to 1641 code for a protein of 529 amino acids. The transcript is spliced from 6 exons. NCBI's taxonomy places the organism in Eukaryota, Fungi, Basidiomycota, Agaricomycetes, Agaricales, Physalacriaceae. The record is from RefSeq and is a predicted model, not a curated record. Gene Ontology annotation, cellular component: Ino80 complex.